ACAAAAAUAAUAAAAAACACUAAUAUAACUUUAUUCUUUGCAACUACUGACAACAGCUGUUUGACAAUAAUAUUCGCCAUGAUGUAUCUCAAAUAGAUUUAAAACACGGUCGGACGUUUCUUAAGUUUUGACAUUAGUAAAAGCAUAUACAGACGCUCCGAUUUGGUUGGUGCCAACCAUCCGACCACGACCAAAUCGGAAAGUGAAGAGAGCGGUCGGUCCGACAUAAUUAUUAUUAAUAUUGGUUUGACGUGGUCGGAUGUGCCGGCGAUCCCGACCAAAACAACUUCCUAUCCGAUCCAACCAAAUUGGAACGUUUGGAAGCUUUGUUCCGACCAAAUCGGCUCAUUCCAUAGAGAAUUAUAGGUAAUUGACUCAUUCGCAUUCGCAACGCCGCCGGUGUACGUUAACAUGAACGCCGAGGGAGUUUCAGUCACCGAGCGUGAUAUAAUAAUAAAAUUACUGGAACUAUAUAAAGACUUUCCCUGUUUGUGGGAUUUAACUAACAAAGAUUACGCAAAUAGAGAUGCUCGAAACCAAGCGUAUUUUAUUAUGUUAGAAGUAUUAAAAAAAAUUGACAGUGGGGCUACAUUAAAAACCUUAAAAAAUAAGUUGGACAAUAUGCGUACAUCCUAUAGGAGGGAGCGAAAAAAGGUGGAAGCUAGCAAGACUAGUGGCGCUGGAAGCGAUGAGGUGCAUACGCCAUCAUUAUGGUACUAUGAACACCUCUUAUUCUUGGAUGAAAAAAUCACGCCGAUGACAGAGGUCAUUGAUAAUAUGGAGACGAAUUCUUCCCAGUCACAUAAUGAUGAGGAACCUGCAACAAAAAGAGAACGCGUUACGAGAAGAAAGCAAAAUGACAUUUUAAAGAAACAGUCGGAAUUACUAGAGUCUGCUAAAAUAUUAAUAUCUGGCGACGGCACAUCAGCUGAUGCUUUCGGGAACUCCGUGAGUUCUCAGCUCAAGGAGCUCCCAAAAGUACAAAGAUGCCUUGCCGAAAAAUUAAUAGGAGAAACAUUGUUCUAUGCAAAACUAGGAGUCCUUACUUUUGAAACAUCAAUAAAUGUAAAAAGAAGAUCAGUACAAUAUUUAGGUCAGGGGUACGCGUACCAGCAGCAGGUGCCACAAACAUAUGCACCAUCACCAACACCAUCACCUCAGCAUCACCAGCCGUCACCAUAUAAACCAUCACCAUCACCACAGCAUCACCAGCCGUCACCAUUUGCACCAUCACCAUCACCAUCACCACAGCAUCACCAGCCGUCGCCAUAUGCACCAUCACCAUCACCAUUACCACAGCAUCACCAGCCGUCACCAUAUGCACCAUCACCAUCACCACAGCAUCACCAGCCGUCACCAUUUGCACCAUCACCAUCACCAUCACCACAGCAUCACCAGCCGUCGCCAUAUGCACCAUCACCAUCACCAUUACCACAGCAUCACCAGCCGUCACCAUUUGCACCAUCACCAUCACCAUCACCUCAGCAUCACCAGCCGUCACCAAUUGCACCAUCACCAUCACCAUCACCUCAGCAUCACCAGCCGUCACCAAUUGCACCAUCACCAUCACCAUCCCCACAGCAUCGUCAGCCAUCACCAUCACAUAAGCAAACCAUGGACAAUCUGUUAAGCGACCUUGUUGCAGAACCAACAGGGGAAUUCAAUAACUUUGUGCUAAACGUCCGUCUUCUCCAGCCACCAGUUAUUCUUAUCCAUCACCAUUACCAAAUCAUUUGCUCUACUUAUAAAGAAGAGCGUAAGAAGAUCGCUGAUUCAAAAAAAUCAGGAGCAGGAACCCAAGAAGUGUAAAAACCAAAACUAUGGUAUUAUUCUAUGUUGCUGUUUUUGGAUGACCAAGAAGAACCAAGACGUUCACGCUCUAAUAUGGACGACGAAUCAACAGACAACGAGGAAAUUGAAAGUGAAGCAUCUCCAGCCGCCCAGUCAACUCCACAAUCACCUCCAGCCACGCAGUCAACUCCACAGUCACCUUCAGCCACACAAACAACUUCACAGUCACAGAGUCACAGUCAAAGUCAGUUUAAUAGGAGUCGGCCAAAAAAGAAUGCAAAUGAAAACCUAACUACUGAAGUUUUACAGACUGUUAAAAACCAUUUCAAAAGGCCUGCAAUUACUAAUGAUCGAUUUGAUAUUUAUGGAGCAAACGUCGCAGCUAAGCUGAGAGACCUUACAAAACAUCAACGUAUUUUGGCCGAAAAAAUAAUUAACGAAACAUUAUUUCUGGCAGAGAUGGAAAAUUUGACUAUUUCACACCAAGUGAUGGAUUCAACCAGUGUGCGUUUUAAUAAUUAUGGUUACAACGUUCCCAGCCCCGCUGCACAUACUCCCAGCCCUGUUGGAAACAAUCCUAGCUCAGUACCGUAUCAGAAUUCAAAUUAUGAUUACCAAACACAUCCAGGCUCCCUGCAGUCAAUUCUCCAAACCCCAAUAAUGCAAACUUCUCAACAAGAUCAGUCCCAACAAAUGCAAAAUACAGCGGCUACUUUUUUGUCUAAUUUUACUUAAUGUUAAACCAUCAUUAUAAGUACAAAUUAAUAAACAUUACAUACUAAGUAAUUAGUAGUUUUUUAUUUCUUACCUUAAAAUAGUCUUUGCGGAGAACCUUAUAUAUUGCUUCGCAGGUUUCCGGUAUUAUGCGACCCAAGGCUUGAGAUGAAAUGAUGCUAGAGAAUUUCAAAUCUUCAUAAUUUCUUCCUGUUGAUAAAAACCUCAAAGUAGCUACAAGC
Molecule: messenger RNA, 2747 nt
Organism: Colias croceus (clouded yellow)
Lineage: Eukaryota; Metazoa; Arthropoda; Insecta; Lepidoptera; Pieridae
Product: phosphatase and actin regulator 4A-like
Exons: 6
Source: RefSeq, a predicted model, not a curated record